Messenger RNA from Clupea harengus (Atlantic herring), 1461 nucleotides. It is a transcript of the gene pctp, whose product is annotated as phosphatidylcholine transfer protein. Gene Ontology annotation, molecular function: phosphatidylcholine intramembrane carrier activity; phosphatidylcholine binding. The record is from RefSeq and is a predicted model, not a curated record. NCBI's taxonomy places the organism in Eukaryota, Metazoa, Chordata, Actinopteri, Clupeiformes, Clupeidae. The transcript has 6 exons. Bases 380 to 820 code for a protein of 146 amino acids.
UAGCUAUAGAUACUAACCUGGCUGGUUGAGCAUGCCAUUAAGAUACUACUGUUAGCACAUAGCUUGCUAAUAGUUUAGCAAAUGAUACAAUCGUCUUUGUAAUUGGCCGUCUGGAUUUUUUUCUAUUGACCAACAGAAUCUGAAGCAUCCUUAUUUGUAACAACGACACGUUGCGUGAUGACGCACUACAACAAAAAACUUUGCACGGAAAGAUUGUGUGACUUUGUUGUUGUAGCAUUAGCCAGCUAAGGAAGUGCUAGCCAGAUUCCCAUAGCAAAGUGAACCACCUGACCGCACUGUGCCGGAAACUGGUCUCUAUGAGUACAAAGUUUUUGGUUGUCUGAAGAACUGUGCUCCAGAUCAGUGUGCAGAGGUCUACAUGGACCUGGCGUACAGGAAACAAUGGGACAGCUAUGUCAAAGAGCUCACCGAAAAAGACCAUGAUGGACAGUCUGCAAUUUACUGGGAGGUGAAAUAUCCCUUCCCCCUGUCGAACAGAGAUUACGUGUACGUGAGAGAGCGUAGAGACCUCGAGAUUGAGGGAAGAAAGAUUUGGGUGGUCUUGGCCAAGAGUUCCUCUGCAUCUCAGUGCCCGGAGAAGAGCGGUGUGAUCAGAGUGAAAGACUACAAACAGAGCAUGGCCAUAGAGACUGAUGGUGAUUGUGGCACCAAAGUCUUCAUGAACUACUUUGAUAACCCUGGUGGCAUGAUCCCAACCUGGCUGGUGAACUGGGCUGCUAAGAGUGGUGUUCCAGGGUUUCUCACAGACAUGCAGAAGGCCUGCAACAACUAUCACAACUUCUGCAAGAACAAAAAAUGACAUGCCAGGGCUGCAGAAGUACUCUGAUCCUGCAUGGAAUCUCAUCUUGUGUGCCGUCCCUCUAUAGCGUGGUGAACCUCUUAGCAUUUAAAUCUUAUCCUGGGGCAUUUGGGAGCUUUGAGUUACUGCAAACAAAAUGAACUUGGUGCUGUGGUGGCCAAUUUGUACUUUAUGAUUAACAGUCAUAGCAUUUUAAAGAAUGUCUCACUUAAACUUUCAGGAAUCACAAGAGCUGUAUCACUAAUGUGCAAUAUGUCUUGACUUUGUGCAAUUUUGUUGUAUUUUUCAUUGUUCUGUACCACACUGUUCAUUUUAAGAAUCAUAUCUAGGAUACCUUCUGAAUUGAACCUUUUUAGAAUUUACUGUUUGUUUUGUUUUCUGCCAUUUCUCCCGAACAAUCUUGCACUAAUAAUAAGCACUCCAUCAUUUUACCUAUUCACUGUAUUUUUCACCUUCCAUGAAUGAAACGUGGUUGGGUGGCAAGUGUCUGUUCCAGAAUUUACCUUUGUGAACGGUUUGUUACCUUCAUGUGGUGUCAACAUUUUAAAUAGUCCUGAAGAGCUGAUAGGCCUAUACACUUUCCGAUUGUUGGGCUGAUGCAAUGCAUUGCGCAAAAUUCAUUAAAAAAUGCCUUCGUCUUU